This is a messenger RNA of Perognathus longimembris pacificus (Pacific pocket mouse), 2806 nucleotides long. It is a transcript of the gene Mob3c, whose product is annotated as MOB kinase activator 3C. Gene Ontology annotation, cellular component: cytoplasm; nucleus. Gene Ontology annotation, molecular function: protein kinase activator activity. Gene Ontology annotation, biological process: signal transduction; positive regulation of protein phosphorylation. The record is from RefSeq and is a predicted model, not a curated record. Lineage: Eukaryota; Metazoa; Chordata; Mammalia; Rodentia; Heteromyidae. The coding region runs from base 188 to 838 and encodes 216 amino acids. The transcript has 4 exons.
AGGAGGGUUGGAGGGCGGCGGUGGCCCGGCGGAGGACGGGACAGCCGGCCCCGGGACGGGCCGGAGGGCGACGGGCGCGCGCUGGGCUGUGACCGCGGCCCGCGGAGGACUCGAACUCUCCGCCCCAGAGCACCGGGGUGUCUUCAGGUCCCUGCUCCUGGAUACUCAUCUCAGCCAGGCACUGGCCAUGGCACUGUGCCUAAAGCAGGUGUUUGCUAAGGACAAGACAUUCCGGCCAAGGAAGCGCUUUGAGCCAGGCACACAACGCUUUGAACUGUAUAAGAAGGCCCAAGCAUCACUCAAGUCUGGACUGGACCUGCGCAGUGUGGUGAGGCUGCCCCCUGGGGAGAACAUUGAUGACUGGAUUGCUGUACAUGUGGUGGACUUCUUCAACCGCAUCAACCUCAUCUAUGGGACCAUGGCUGAGCACUGCAAUGAGAUCAGCUGCCCAGUCAUGGCUGGCGGGCCCCGCUACGAGUACCGCUGGCAGGAUGAGCGCCAGUACCGGAGGCCUGCCAAGCUCUCUGCACCACACUAUAUGGCAUUGCUCAUGGACUGGAUUGAGGGCCUCAUCAAUGAUGAGGAUGUCUUUCCCACACGUGUUGGAGUUCCCUUCCCUAAGAACUUCCAGCAGGUCUGCACCAAGAUCCUGACCCGCCUCUUCCGAGUCUUUGUCCAUGUCUACAUCCACCACUUUGACAGCAUCCUCAGCAUGGGGGCAGAGGCGCACGUCAACACCUGCUACAAGCACUUCUACUACUUCAUCCAAGAGUUUAGCCUGGUGGACCAGCGGGAGCUAGAGCCAUUGAAGGAGAUGACAGAGCGUAUCUGUCACUGAGCGCUGGCCUGGAUGUUGCUGCCCAUCACAUGGAUAUCUGAACAGAGCAUGGCUGAAGGAGGGAAACCUCUGGAGUCCAGCGGUAGAGAAAUCUGAAGGCUCACAGGACCCUCCACAUACCAAAUGUCUCUGAACUUCUGGUUUUCAGAAGUUUGCCCAUGUGUCUUCCUGAGUACAUGGAAAAGAGAGGGCUUCAAAGGGGCAACCAAAAGAAAGGGGGAGGGGGCAUGUUAAAUCCCUGGCGUGAAGUCUGGGAGUAGGGUAGUUACCAGGUUGCUUCUCUGAUACUUGACCCUUCCAUGGUGAUUCCCAGUCUAUUUGGGAAAUAUGGAUAGUAGCUGAGGUAAUGGCAAGAAAGAUGUAGGAAAGUGAGUGCAAUGUGUGCUAGUGUGAGUGUGUAUAUGCAUGUAUGGAGAGAUCCCAGUGUGAGAGAUCCCAGUGUGAGAAAGUGUGUGUAUAAGCAAUUUUGACUGUGUGUUGUGUUUAGAAAGCACAUCCCUGACACAUAGUAGACUCUACAGUUGAUGUAUGUAUGUAUGGAUGUAUGUAUGCAUGUAUGUAUGUAUGUAUGUAUGGAUGGGUGGGUGGAUGGAUAAAUAGGGACCAUCAGGCCAUGACCACUGUAGGAGUACUGACACCUGUGUGUCACCACUCAGGAUGUCUGACCAUGUGUAUAAGUGCACAAAAUGUGGUCAUAGAUGUAAGACCAUAUUUGAACCUUCCAUUCUAUCAUCUUUCAUUAGCAUGAGUCCUAGGGAGCUGGGUAGAGGUUGGAAGGGGGACUCUUACCCAGAAUUUCUUGAACUCUUGACCUACCACACUUGUGGUUCUUAUUUGCUAAGCUGGACAUGCCACCGAGUUGUCAUUUCACUCAUCUCUGUUCUUCCAGGGGGGCCUGGUAAUAGACUCCUGGGAUCUGGUGGUGAUCCCAUAUGUCCACAAAGGUCCCCUGGUUUUUCAACUGUGACUUGUGUAUUCCAAUCUAGAAUCUAUAGACCUUUACGUCCAGGAUCUGAAGCCCUGCAUAAAACAAUCGUCCAGCCUCAGGACAUAGUGGGACUUGGAUUAGAAAUUUUGGAGUUUUGUUUCUCAUUUGUUUCUCAGGAUAUGGAUGGGAUCAUGUUGCUGGUUGGAAAGCCCCCAUCCUAAAAGAACCUACCUUGUUCCCAGCCAACCCUGAGACAUUCCAGCUAGCUGAAUUUCCAGGCAUAGCUAUAUAAAGAGUCUGAGAUGUUCAUUUAGCAUCCCAGGACUUAGUACCUCCAGGCCCAGCCCUGUGCCUAGACCCACAGAUAGGGAAACUGAGGCAAGAAAGUGCUUCUGCUCCCCCAGAUUCUAUCUUAGGAAGCCAGAGUAGAGAACCAGGAGGAUCUAAGACUCUUCCAGUCUUGUUCUCUUAGUGUGCAAAGGAGGAAAUUGAAGCCAGAAGAAGAAAAAAACUGGCCAAUGCUCAAGUGAGAGUUUCCUGGAGCUGGAUUAAAAAAAUAAGAGGUCUUGACUCCCAAGUCAAGACCCAUUUCUUGCUAUACAGAGAUGCAUAUGGAGAGUCUGACAGACCUUUUCCAGGACACAACUGUUCCUGCUAUGAAUAUUUUCUAGCCUGAUGCCAGAAAGCCCCACCACCCUUGGGUUGGCUGGGGUUGGCUUCUGAGCCAAGCUUCCAAAAUCAUGCCCCGCUUAAUGGCCUAAAACCGCCUGCCCUCUGGGAAAACAGAUGGGCCUCUUAGGCCUGCCAUCUGGGCCUGGGCCUUCUGCUUCUGCUGCUUCCAGAGAAGUUCACAAGGGAAACUUGCUGCACUGGGGGGAGUGGAAGCUGUCCCCAGAGUAGGCUGCAGCUUACACAGAUGAAUUCUAGGCUGUGGCAAGGACUGAUUGUGGGGAGGGAUGGGGAGGGGAAGUCUAUUUUUGUGAAACAUAAGGAAAACUUUAUUGUUGUUAUUUUUGGUAAAAUAAAAGAGGCAAACUGAA